AUGUCGAUGGACAAUGCUAACCCCGUUGUAUAUAAAAGGUCCAGCAGCCUAACGACUACAGAUUCGCAAAAGCGGCUGCUGGAUAAUGAAAACGCUCAAGCUCUAUUCCAUAUAGAUACUACAUUGUUGUAUGAACAGUGUGAUCGAAAAAAUGUGGACACAUCGGGACCGAAUGACCUCUUCAGUCCUAGUACGGACUUCGAGCCUUUCGAAGUUUCGGAAAUAUUCGACAUGAUACGCAAUAUUAAGGACCCGGAAUAUUCUUACACACUGGAGACGCUGAAAAUAGUGGAAGAAGAGAGCAUACACAUUGAUCAAGAAAACUACAUUAUUACCGUACACUUCACUCCCACGGUACCGCAUUGCUCACAGGCAACUAUUAUCGGAUUGAUGAUCUAUGUGAAGCUAUUACAAAGUCUUCCACCGCAAUUUAAAAUCGAUGUACAAAUUACAGAAGGCUCUCAUAAUAGCGAAGGUGCUAUUAAUAAACAGCUUCUAGACAAGGAACGAGUAGCCGCUGCAUUGGAGAACCCGGUAUUGGUAAAUAUGAUCAACGAUGGUAUUUACAACAAUGAAGAUUGA
This is a messenger RNA of Babesia sp. Xinjiang, 582 nucleotides long. RefSeq names its product Protein AE7. The transcript is spliced from 6 exons. Bases 1 to 582 code for a protein of 193 amino acids. The record is from RefSeq and is a predicted model, not a curated record. Gene Ontology annotation, biological process: iron-sulfur cluster assembly. Lineage: Eukaryota; Apicomplexa; Aconoidasida; Piroplasmida; Babesiidae.